This is a messenger RNA of Mauremys mutica (yellowpond turtle), 8800 nucleotides long. It is a transcript of the gene MTOR, whose product is annotated as mechanistic target of rapamycin kinase. Bases 141 to 7811 code for a protein of 2556 amino acids. Gene Ontology annotation, cellular component: TORC1 complex; TORC2 complex; nucleus. The record is from RefSeq and is a predicted model, not a curated record. NCBI's taxonomy places the organism in Eukaryota, Metazoa, Chordata, Testudines, Geoemydidae. Gene Ontology annotation, molecular function: protein serine/threonine kinase activity; protein-containing complex binding; protein binding. Gene Ontology annotation, biological process: negative regulation of macroautophagy; TOR signaling; protein phosphorylation. The transcript is spliced from 60 exons.
UGCCGGUUCUUCGCCGGCCCGGCGGCAGCAGCAGCGGGGGUGGGGAAACCCGGGGCCCAGGCUGGGGAACCGGUCGCAAGGGGGCCGGCCGGAGGCGGAUCCACUGGACUUGAUACCCCAAGUCCCAGCUUGCCGCCAUCAUGUCGAGCACCGUGUCCAUCCUUCAGCAAUUUGCCAGUGGCCUGAAGAGCCGCAAUGAAGAAAUCAGGGCAAAAGCCGCCAAGGACUUGCAGCAUUAUGUCACCAUGGAGUUCCGUGAGAUGAGCCAGGAGGAAUCUACCCGCUUCUACGAUCAGCUGAAUCACCACAUAUUUGAACUGGUCUCUAGCUCUGAUGCAAACGAGAGGAAAGGAGGCAUUCUCGCUAUAGUGCUGUUGAAAGGUGCCGGAUUGACAACCCUGGACACUGAUGGCCUCUUUAUCUACAGAGCAGCAAGCCUUAUCGGUGUUGAGGGAGGCAAUGCCACCCGCAUUGGCAGGUUUGCCAAUUACCUUCGGAACCUCCUCCCCUCCAAUGACCCCGUCGUCAUGGAGAUGGCGUCCAAGGCCAUCGGGCGCCUUGCUCUGGCAGGUGAUACCUUCACGGCGGAAUAUGUGGAGUUCGAGGUGAAACGGGCUCUGGAGUGGCUGGGAGCUGAUAGGAAUGAAGGUCGAAGACACGCAGCUGUUCUGGUCCUGCGUGAGCUGGCAAUCAGCGUGCCCACCUUCUUCUUCCAGCAAGUGCAGCCGUUCUUCGAUAACAUCUUUGUUGCUGUGUGGGAUCCCAAACAGGCCAUCCGAGAGGGAGCCGUGUCUGCCUUACGAGCCUGCCUUAUCCUCACCACCCAGCGGGAGCCAAAAGAGAUGCAGAAGCCCCAGUGGUACAGACACACAUACGAAGAGGCAGAGAAAGGUUUCGAUGAGACUUUGGCCAAGGAGAAGGGUAUGAAUCGUGACGACCGAAUCCACGGUGCCUUACUGAUCCUCAAUGAAUUAGUGAGAAUCAGCAGCAUGGAGGGAGAGCGCCUUAGAGAGGAGAUGGAGGAGAUCACGCAGCAGCAGAUGGUGCACGACAAAUACUGCAAAGACCUGCUGGGCUUUGGUACAAAGCCUCGCCACAUCACCCCUUUCACCAGCUUCCAGUCUGUACAGCCCCCGCAGUCGAACGCCUUGGUGGGGCUCCUGGGGUACAGCCCGCAUCAAGGAAUCAUGGGGUUUGGAGCCUCGCCUGUCCCAGCAAAGUCAACGUUGGUCGAGAGUCGAUGUUGUCGGGAUCUGAUGGAGGAGAAGUUUGAUCAGGUGUGCCUCUGGGUUUUGAAGUGCAGAACCAGCAAGAACUCUCUGAUCCAGAUGACAAUCCUCAACUUACUGCCACGGCUGGCUGCUUUCCGGCCUUCUGCGUUCACAGCUGAUCAGUACCUUCCAGACACAAUGAACCACAUCCUGAGCUGUGUGAAGAAGGAGAAGGAGCGAACAGCAGCCUUCCAAGCCUUGGGAUUGCUGUCUGUGGCCGUGAGGUCUGAGUUCCAGGCCUACUUGCCCAAGGUCCUUGAAAUCAUCAAAGCAGCACUCCCGCCAAAAGAUUUCGCCCACAAGAGGCAGAAGUCCAUGCAGGUGGAUGCCACAGUCUUCACCUGCAUCAGCAUGCUGGCACGAGCUAUGGGACCCUGCAUCCAGCAGGACAUCAAAGAGCUUCUGGAACCCAUGUUGGCCGUGGGACUGAGCCCCGCUCUGACCGCUGUGCUCUAUGACUUGAGUCGUCAGAUCCCCCAGCUGAAGAAGGACAUCCAGGACGGGCUGCUAAAAAUGCUCUCUCUCGUUCUAAUGCACAAACCUCUCCGGCACCCAGGCAUGCCCAAGGGCCUGGCCCAUCAGCUGGCCUCUCCCAGCCUCACCAACAUCCCCGAGGCCAGCGAUGUGGGCAGCAUCACCCUCGCCCUGCGCACACUGGGCAGCUUCGAGUUCGAAGGCCAUUCUCUGACCCAGUUUGUCCGGCACUGUGCGGAUCACUUCCUGAACAGUGAGCACAAGGAGAUCCGGAUGGAGGCGGCCCGCACCUGCUCUCGCCUUCUCACGCCCUCCAUCCACUUGAUCAGUGGACAUGCCCAUGUGGUCAGCCAGACCGCAGUGCAGGUGGUGGCAGACGUUCUCAGCAAACUGCUAGUGGUUGGGAUAACAGACCCAGACCCCGAUAUCCGUUACUGUGUGUUGGCCUCCUUGGACGAGAGGUUUGAUGCCCAUCUUGCCCAGGCAGAAAAUCUGCAGGCUCUCUUUGUGGCCCUGAACGAUCAGGUGUUUGAAAUCCGAGAGCUGGCUAUCUGCACCGUGGGCCGGCUGAGCAGCAUGAACCCUGCCUUUGUCAUGCCUUUCCUGCGCAAGAUGUUAAUACAGAUCCUGACGGAGCUGGAACACAGUGGUGUUGGCAGAAUAAAGGAGCAGAGCGCCAGGAUGUUGGGUCACUUGGUCUCCAAUGCCCCACGACUCAUUCGUCCAUACAUGGAGCCUAUCCUUAAGGCAUUGAUUGUGAAACUGAAAGAUCCUGACCCAGAUCCAAAUCCAGGGGUGAUUAAUAAUGUCUUGGCUACCAUAGGGGAGCUGGCACAGGUCAGUGGGCUGGAGAUGAGGAAGUGGGUGGAUGAGCUCUUCAUCAUAAUCAUGGACAUGCUCCAGGACUCCUCCUUGCUGGCGAAAAGACAGGUGGCUCUGUGGACACUGGGACAACUGGUGGCCAGCACGGGUUAUGUGGUGGAGCCGUACAGGAAAUACCCAACUUUGCUGGAUGUGCUGCUGAACUUCUUGAAGACCGAGCAGAACCAGGGCACUCGGAGAGAGGCUAUCCGUGUGCUGGGACUGCUGGGAGCUUUGGACCCUUACAAGCACAAAGUGAAUAUUGGCAUGAUUGACCAGUCGCGAGAUGCUUCGGCUGUCAGCCUGUCGGAGUCUAAAUCCAGCCAGGAUUCUUCUGAUUACAGUACCAGUGAGAUGUUAGUGAACAUGGGAAACCUCCCUCUGGAUGAGUUCUACCCUGCUGUCUCCAUGGUAGCGCUGAUGAGAAUCUUCCGAGACCAAUCCUUGUCCCACCAUCACACUAUGGUAGUCCAAGCCAUCACCUUUAUUUUCAAAUCUCUCGGGCUGAAGUGUGUGCAGUUCCUGCCCCAGGUCAUGCCGACGUUUCUCAAUGUAAUUCGGGUUUGCGAUGGUGCCAUCCGAGAGGUAAAAGAAGAUGGUGAAAGUGUACUGGGGAGAAGAGCUGAGUUCCUGUUCCAGCAGCUAGGAAUGUUGGUGUCUUUUGUGAGGAGCCAUAUUCGACCCUAUAUGGAUGAAAUUGUCACCCUUAUGAGAGACUUCUGGGUCAUGAACAAUUCUAUACAGAGCACAAUUAUCCUACUUAUUGAGCAAAUUGUGGUGGCUCUUGGGGGCGAGUUCAAGCUCUAUCUGCCUCAGCUUAUUCCUCACAUGUUACGGGUCUUCAUGCACGACAGUAGCCCAGGACGCAACGUCUCUGUCAAGCUGUUGAAUGCGAUCCAGCUGUUUGGAGCUAACUUGGAUGACUACCUGCAUUUGUUACUACCUCCCAUUGUAAAGCUGUUUGAUGCUCCAGAUGUCCCACUGGUGGCUCGCAAAGCUGCCCUGGAGACUGUGGACCGCCUGACAGAAUCGCUGGAUUUCACCGAUUAUGCUUCACGGAUUAUUCACCCCAUCGUGCGGACACUAGAUCAAAGCCCUGAGCUACGGCCAACUGCCAUGGAUACAUUGUCCUCUCUGGUCUUCCAGCUAGGGAAGAAGUAUCAGAUUUUUAUCCCAAUGGUGAACAAGGUCCUGAUGCGUCAUCGAAUAAACCACCAGCGGUAUGAUGUUCUCAUCUGCAGGAUUGUGAAGGGCUACACCCUUGCUGACGAAGAGGAGGAUCCCCUGAUUUAUCAGCACCGAAUGCUGAGAAGCAACCAGGGAGAGACGCUGACCAGUGGCCCUGUGGAAACAGGACCUAUGAAGAAAUUACAUGUCAGCACCAUCAACCUGCAGAAAGCCUGGGGAGCAGCAAGAAGAGUCUCCAAAGAUGACUGGUUGGAAUGGCUGCGGCGAUUGAGCUUGGAGCUACUGAAAGAUUCCUCGUCACCAUCCCUGCGCUCUUGCUGGGCCUUGGCUCAGGCCUAUAACCCUAUGGCCAGAGAUCUCUUCAAUGCUGCCUUCGUUUCCUGCUGGUCCGAGCUGAAUGAAGACCAACAGGAUGAGCUGAUCCGAAGCAUUGAGUUGGCCCUCACUUCUCAGGACAUUGCAGAGGUGACUCAGACCCUGCUGAACUUGGCAGAAUUCAUGGAGCACAGUGACAAGGGUCCGUUGCCGUUAAGAGAUGAUAAUGGCAUUGUCUUGUUGGGGGAAAGAGCUGCUAAAUGCCGUGCCUAUGCGAAGGCCCUGCACUACAAAGAGCUGGAGUUUCAGAAGGGCCCCAGCCCAGCUAUUCUGGAGUCGCUCAUCAGCAUUAACAAUAAGCUGCAGCAGCCCGAGGCAGCUGCUGGGGUGCUUGAGUAUGCCAUGAAGCACUUUGGGGAGCUGGAAAUCCAAGCUACCUGGUAUGAGAAGCUCCAUGAGUGGGAGGAUGCCCUUGUGGCCUAUGACAAGAAGAUGGACACAAACAAGGAUGAUCCUGAGCUGAUGCUGGGACGUAUGCGUUGCCUGGAAGCACUCGGAGAAUGGGGGCAGCUUCAUCAGCAGUGCUGUGAAAAGUGGACGCUGGUAAACGAUGAAACUCAAGCCAAGAUGGCUAGGAUGGCGGCUGCUGCUGCUUGGGGCUUAGGUCAGUGGGAUAGCAUGGAGGAAUAUACUUGCAUGAUCCCAAGGGACACCCAUGACGGUGCCUUCUACAGGGCCGUGCUGGCACUGCAUCAAGACCUCUUCUCAUUGGCUCAACAAUGCAUUGACAAGGCCAGAGACCUGCUAGAUGCUGAGCUGACAGCCAUGGCAGGAGAGAGUUACAGUCGGGCCUAUGGGGCUAUGGUAUCCUGCCAGAUGCUAUCAGAGCUGGAAGAGGUUAUCCAGUAUAAACUUGUACCAGAACGACGUGAGAUCAUCCGCCAGAUAUGGUGGGAGCGACUGCAGGGCUGCCAGCGGAUUGUAGAGGACUGGCAGAGAAUACUUAUGGUCCGGUCUCUCGUUGUCAACCCCCACGAGGACAUGAGAACUUGGCUCAAGUACGCCAGCCUAUGUGGCAAGAGUGGGAGACUGGCUUUGGCCCACAAGACACUUGUACUACUCCUGGGAGUAGACCCAUCUCGACAGCUGGAUCACCCAUUGCCAACAGUUCAUCCCCAAGUGACGUAUGCCUAUAUGAAACACAUGUGGAAGAGUGCCCGCAAGAUCGAUGCCUUCCAACAUAUGCAGCACUUUGUGCAGACAAUGCAGCAACAAGCACAGCAUGCCAUCGCAACCGAAGACCAGCAGCACAAGCAGGAACUCCACAAACUCAUGGCACGGUGUUUCCUGAAACUGGGCGAGUGGCAGCUUAAUCUGCAAGGCAUCAAUGAGAGCACUAUCCCCAAAGUCCUGCAGUACUACAGUGCCUCAACCGAGCACGACGGCAACUGGUACAAGGCCUGGCACGCCUGGGCAGUGAUGAACUUUGAGGCUGUGCUUCACUACAAACAUCAGAACCAGGCCAGAGAUGAGAAGAAGAAACUGCGUCAUGCCAGUGGAGCCAGCAUCACCAGCGCCAACACGGAGGGCAGCAACAGUGACAGCGAGGCAGAGAGCACAGAGAACAGUCCCAUUCCAUCUCCUGUGCAAAAGAAAGUCACUGAGGAUUUGUCCAAGACCCUCUUGCUGUAUACAGUCCCUGCUGUCCAGGGUUUCUUCCGCUCUAUCUCUCUGUCUCGAGGCAACAAUCUACAGGACACUCUCAGGGUCCUUACUCUAUGGUUUGACUAUGGUCACUGGCCUGAUGUCAAUGAAGCUCUGGUUGAAGGGGUCAAGGCAAUCCAAAUAGACACCUGGCUGCAGGUGAUCCCUCAGCUCAUUGCAAGAAUCGAUACCCCUCGGCCUUUAGUGGGGCGCCUUAUUCACCAGCUCCUCACAGAUAUUGGAAGAUAUCACCCGCAGGCUUUGAUCUACCCCUUGACUGUAGCCUCUAAGUCCACCACAACUGCACGCCACAAUGCUGCCAAUAAGAUCCUGAAAAACAUGUGUGAGCACAGUAACACUCUGGUACAGCAGGCAAUGAUGGUGAGCGAAGAGCUGAUCCGUGUAGCCAUCCUCUGGCAUGAGAUGUGGCAUGAAGGGCUGGAAGAGGCAUCCCGUCUGUACUUUGGAGAGAGGAAUGUGAAGGGAAUGUUUGAGGUGCUGGAGCCUCUUCAUGCUAUGAUGGAGCGUGGGCCCCAGACCCUCAAGGAAACGUCUUUCAAUCAGGCAUAUGGCAGAGACUUAAUGGAGGCUCAGGAAUGGUGCAGGAAGUACAUGAAAUCGGGAAAUGUCAAGGACCUCACCCAGGCCUGGGAUCUCUAUUACCAUGUGUUCAGGCGGAUCUCUAAGCAGCUGCCUCAGCUCACGUCCUUAGAACUACAGUAUGUGUCACCAAAACUCCUCAUGUGCCGGGAUUUGGAAUUAGCGGUGCCAGGAACAUAUGAUCCCAACCAGCCGAUCAUCCGCAUUCAAUCCAUUGCACCAUCACUGCAGGUCAUCACGUCCAAGCAGAGGCCCAGGAAAUUGACAUUAAUGGGAAGCAACGGGCAUGAGUUUGUAUUCCUUCUGAAGGGCCAUGAGGACCUUCGCCAGGAUGAAAGAGUGAUGCAGCUCUUUGGACUAGUCAACACUCUGCUGGCCAAUGACCCGACAUCUCUGCGUAAAAACCUCAGCAUCCAGAGAUACGCCGUUAUUCCACUCUCUACAAACUCUGGCCUGAUUGGCUGGGUUCCCCACUGUGACACUCUGCACGCGCUCAUCCGAGACUACAGGGAAAAGAAAAAGAUCCUUCUCAAUAUCGAACAUCGCAUCAUGCUGCGGAUGGCUCCAGACUACGACCACCUGACUUUGAUGCAGAAAGUGGAGGUGUUUGAACAUGCUGUCAAUAAUACUGCUGGUGAUGAUCUUGCCAAACUGCUGUGGCUAAAAAGUCCCAGCUCCGAGGUGUGGUUUGACAGAAGAACUAAUUACACCCGCUCACUAGCUGUGAUGUCAAUGGUUGGGUACAUUUUGGGCCUUGGGGACAGACACCCUUCCAACCUGAUGCUAGACAGGCUGAGUGGAAAGAUCCUGCAUAUUGACUUUGGGGACUGUUUUGAGGUUGCAAUGACAAGAGAGAAGUUCCCUGAGAAGAUUCCAUUUAGACUUACAAGGAUGUUGACAAAUGCUAUGGAGGUGACUGGCCUAGAUGGUAACUACAGAAUCACCUGUCACACCGUGAUGGAAGUCCUGCGAGAACAUAAAGACAGUGUCAUGGCUGUGCUAGAGGCCUUUGUCUAUGACCCCUUACUGAACUGGAGGCUGAUGGACACAAAUACAAAAGGCAAUAAACGAUCACGAACAAGGACAGACUCCUAUUCAGCUAGUCAGUCAGUAGAAAUGUUGGAUAAUGUGGAGCUGGGUGAGACAGCCCAUAAGAAAACUGGGACCACAGUGCCUGAAUCCAUCCAUUCCUUCAUAGGGGAUGGGUUAGUGAAGCCAGAGGCUCUCAAUAAGAAGGCUAUUCAAAUUAUUAACAGGGUUCGAGAUAAACUCACUGGUCGAGACUUCUCUCAUGAUGAAACUCUGGAUGUACCCACACAAGUAGAAUUGCUCAUUAAGCAAGCUACUUCCCAUGAGAAUCUCUGCCAGUGCUACAUUGGAUGGUGUCCUUUUUGGUAACAGAAGAUUCCAGAGUAUCCACAGCCUUUAUUGGAGGCUUUUGCGCUCCAGAUAUAUUCUUCUACAAACUGAAAUCUUGGACUGAAAUACAGCCUGUCAAAUAUUUUGAAAUGUAAAUUAAAGAGUUAUUGUAUAUUAAAAGUUGGUUUAAGCCAAUUCAUAGCUGCUGUUGAAAAACACGAGUUGUCUGAAACAUAAGACUUGAUUUGGGUUUCCAGAACAAUGAAGACUGACCAAGCCACAAAUAUAUGGUUCACUUGGUCUUUGGGGAACUGGUGACCCAUUACAAAUAACAAAAUACGGGUUUUGACUUAACUUACAAUGUAACUAUACUAAAAUAUUUGCAGAUGAAUCAUUGCCCUGGUCAGUCCUGUUGCUGUGGCUGCAGUGAACUCAGUGCAGUCAUGCAAGAAUCCUCAUUUUAGUGUGGGGACAGAGUUGAAGGGUAGAGAGCAAGAGGAAAGAAGCAGAGUUUUUCUGUCUGUAUUACCCCAUUAUCUCACCUAUCCCAAAACUCUGUACACUCACCCAAAAUCAGAGGGAGGGAUUGUAGCUGAAAGGUUUGUAUCUGACCCCCGUGGUGAUGUAACCAGCACAUUUCAGACUAGAUCUGGAUAUAGGGGUAGAUCCAGGAUCGAAGACUCUAAGCCAGUCAAAGCAAGGUGGCUCAAAGAGGGUUGAUCUAUGGCAAGGAGGAUGCAAGGUAAACUCAGAAUACCACUUGGGAGCUUCCCACACUUGCGGACUAAAGAGCAGUAUUGGGAAAUAAUUAGGGAAACCUGAAUACUCAGCACAAAAAGCAGAAGGGAGGAGAACUGAGCAUACCUGGAAAUGGAGAGUAAUGGAUAUUAAACAUGAGGGUGAAGGUAAAUAAAGUUAUGAUUUAUUAAUAAAACAAAAUGCACAAAAUACGAAGUGUAGCCAUGUUUAGAUGCCAUGUUGUAUUUGAAUAUUUUUGUGCCAAUAAAUUACACAAAAAUGUAAAAAGA